This is a messenger RNA of Daucus carota subsp. sativus, 2002 nucleotides long. RefSeq names its product protein PIN-LIKES 3-like. The record is from RefSeq and is a predicted model, not a curated record. Bases 711 to 1988 code for a protein of 425 amino acids. Gene Ontology annotation, cellular component: membrane. NCBI's taxonomy places the organism in Eukaryota, Viridiplantae, Streptophyta, Magnoliopsida, Apiales, Apiaceae. The transcript has 10 exons. Gene Ontology annotation, biological process: endoplasmic reticulum to cytosol auxin transport.
UCCUCUUCCUGAUUGGGGUUAGCUGAUGACAUUUGCUGCGGUUUCCACUGGGGAAUCAUGCCGGUUCAUGAGCCUGUUGACAACGGGCCACAUUUCUUCAUUCGGAAUGCCCCCAAAAAAUUGUUAAUAGUUGCAGCACAAGCAGUACACAUACAACUUAUUUUCCCUUUAUGCCCUCUACAUUGUGGGACUAGUUUCAUUUAUUUUUGCUUUACUUGUGAUCGGUAAUUAAAGGCAUUUUAUCACAAUAUACUACAGAAACUACCACACAAGUUUUUUCCAUACCUAAAAGGCUAAAAUGUUACUACUCCAAAGAUAAGUUUAAGUUAAUUUGUUCAUGCAGAUUGGAACCGCGUCGCUCCCUCUUCCCUUCAAGUACGCAACCAUUAUUUAUGUUUGACUAGCCACUCUACAAAUCUCAACUUACAUCUUUACAACCCUUCCCACAUUCCUUCACUUCGAUCUACGUAACAAUCUCAAAUAGACCCUGAUUUUCUACGACUCGUCUUCGCUUUAAAUUCAAUUCUCUCUUGUUAUUUGGCGAGUCUAUAUUAUUUUUAGGUGUUAUAGUAAGUCUUUUCUCAUAUAAUCUAUAGUACCUUUGAGUUGUGAUCAUUUUAGGUUAAAUUUGUUAGUGCGAUAGUACAUUUUUCUUUUAUGUAUUCCAUCUUAUGAUUUGAAUUGAUUUGUAUCUGUUUGAUAUGUGAAAAAUGUCAAGUCAAGUGGUCGGAGUGAUUGGGCUAAUGCGGCUUUUCAGCCUUUUUGUUGCUGCCUCAGUGCCGGUGGUCAAGGUCCUUUUGCUCACUGCUCUGGGAUCAUUGCUUGCUCUAGACCAUAUCAACGUACUCAGCCCGGAUGCACGUAAACAUCUCAACACUAUUGUAUUUUAUGUGUUCAGUCCAGCACUUAUAACAAGCAACUUGGCGAAAACCAUAACAUAUGAAAGCAUUAUUAAGUUGUGGUUCAUGCCCUUAAAUAUCCUCAUUUCAUUUGUUGUUGGUUCCUUGCUGGGCUGGGUGGUUAAUUUACUAACAAGACCACCACCACAUCUUCGAGGCCUUGUUGUAGGCUGUUGUGCCGCUGGAAACCUUGGCGCCAUUCCCAUUAUUAUUGUCCCAGCAGUUUGCAAAGAGAAAGGAAGUCCGUUUGGAGAUCGUUAUGCAUGUAAUUCAUAUGGAUUGACUUAUGUUUCACUUUCAAUGGCGAUAGGAGCCAUAUAUCUAUGGGUUUAUGUUUAUAAUGUAUUGAGGUUAUCUAUACAAGCAAUUCCAGAAGAACUAAGUGUCUCCUCCAUCGGUAAAUGCACAAUGGAACCAAAUAUUGCAGAACAAGGGAGUCUCAUUGAAGCUCGACAUUCUCCAAUAAGAUUUGUAAGAUCUGAAGACCAUGCAGAUGCAUUGCCCUCAACCAGAUUCGAUGAAGAACCUGAGUUGGGAUUUACAUAUAAAAUAAAGCAGCACGCGAUGGAGCUCUCAGGGAAGCUCAAUCUAAAGAAGUUGUUUGCCCCUUCAACCAAUGGAGCGAUUGUUGGGUUCAUAGUUGGACUUAUACCUCCACUUAGAAAAUCGAUGAUCGGUGAUUCAGCUCCCUUCCAUGUGAUUGAAGACACUAUCAUCUUGCUCGGGGAUGGAGCCAUCCCACUUCUCACUCUGAUAAUUGGAGCCAACCUUCUUAAAGGUUUGCGAUCAUCAGGAACACCAAAAUUCAUGGUUUUUGGCAUCAUAGUAGCCCGUUAUAUUGUUCUACCUUCGGUGGGCAUUGGCGUGGUAAAAGCUGCAGUGCAUCUGAAUUUGGUACAGGCAGACCCCUUGUAUCAGUUUGUCCUUCUGCUUCAGUUUGCACUUCCACCUGCCAUGAACAUAGGCACCAUGAUGCAGUUGUUCGGCAAAGGUGAAAGCGAGUGUUCUGUGAUUAUGCUAUGCUGUUAUGUUUGUGCAUUGGUGUCACUCUCUCUUUGGUGUACUUUCUUCAUGUGGCUGGUUGGUUAGUUUUGCUGAUUUGC